AUGAAGCCGACGACGAUCUGGCGGCCGAACGUCAGAGUGACCCUCGACGAGUAUGGCGAAGUCGAGGACACGGAGAGUGGUGGAGAGGAGGUGACGAAGCAGGGGGCGAAGCGGAAGAGAGGCCCUGCCACGAAGGGGCCGUGCGAGCACGGGGUGAAGCCUCGGUCGCGGUGCAAGGUGUGCAGCGCUUGUCCGCACGGGAAGCGGCGCUCUCAGUGCAAGGAGUGCGGUGGGGGCUCAAUCUGCGAGCACGGCCGUGUGCGCUCUUACUGCAAGGAGUGCGGUGGUGCAGGAAUCUGCGAGCACGGUCGUCAGCGCUCUCACUGCAAGGAGUGCGGUGGGUCUCAAAUCUGCGAGCACGGACGUGUACGCUCUCAGUGCAAGGAGUGCGGUGGGUCUCAAAUCUGCGAGCACGGUCGUGUACGCUCUCAGUGCAAGGAGUGCGGUGGGUCUCAAAUCUGCGAGCACAGUCGUCAGCGCUAUUAUUGCAAGGAGUGCGGUGGUGCAUCAUUCUGCGAACACGGUCGUCAGCGGUCUAUGUGCAAGGAGUGCGGUGGGGGCUCAAUCUGCGGGCACGGUCCACGGUCGUAG
This is a messenger RNA of Micromonas commoda, 591 nucleotides long. RefSeq lists its product with no specific name. Bases 1 to 591 code for a protein of 196 amino acids. The record is from RefSeq and is a predicted model, not a curated record. Lineage: Eukaryota; Viridiplantae; Chlorophyta; Mamiellophyceae; Mamiellales; Mamiellaceae. The transcript has 2 exons.